This is a messenger RNA of Phytophthora sojae, 858 nucleotides long. RefSeq lists its product as hypothetical. The record is from RefSeq and is a predicted model, not a curated record. Gene Ontology annotation, molecular function: FAD binding. The transcript has a single exon. The annotation marks the transcript as partial. Lineage: Eukaryota; Oomycota; Peronosporomycetes; Peronosporales; Peronosporaceae.
AUGGUUACGAUCUCCGGCACCAGUCGCGCGAUCUUCGCUCUGUGCUCCCUCAUCGCCGCCCAGGGCGGCUUUGCUUCGGCGUUUGCAACCGCGGGCGAAAUCGGCGCGUGCCUCGACAAGGCCGGCAUUCAGAACUCGGUGCCCACGACGUCGACCUGGAAGGCCGACACGGAGGCGUGGAACUCGCGUGUGAGCCCCGUGCCGUCGGCCGUUGCCUUCCCCAAGAACGAGGAGGAGGUGUCGGCCGCGCUCAAGUGCGCUGCUGAUGGUGGUGUGAAGGUGACGACGCUGGGCGGCAACCGCUCGUUCUCGAGCAUGGGCUUCGGCCGCAACGACGGUGCUCUCAUCAUGAACCUCAAGCACCUCAAGCACCUCGAGUACGACGCGUCCACUGGCCUGCUGUCGUACGGCGGCCCCGUCAUGAUCUCAGAGGCCGCCAACUACAUGUGGAGCAAGGCCAAGCGCACGCUCCCGCACGGCCGUUGCCCCGACGUCGGCAUGACCGGUGUGGCCGCCUCGGGUUUCGGCACCCUCUCGCGCGCCAGCGGCACGGUGCUGGACAACAUCGAGUCUGUGCGCGUGGCGCUCGCCAACGGCUCCAUUGUGGACGCCGAUGCCAAGCAGAACUCGGACCUGUUCUGGGGCGUGCGCGGUGCCGCCAGCUCCCUGGGCGUGGUGCUGGACUUCAAGAUCAAGACGUUCGACCCUCCGUCGCAGCGUGUGACGAACUACACGAUCGAGUUCAACUCGAGCGCCAAGCCGACGCAGCAGGACAACGUCGACGCGCUCGUUGGCACGCAGACGUGGGCUCUGAGCAAGGACAACAGCGACCUGCUGUCCAUCCGCUUCGGCCUCAAC